Molecule: messenger RNA, 303 nt
Organism: Lasiosphaeria miniovina
Lineage: Eukaryota; Fungi; Ascomycota; Sordariomycetes; Sordariales; Lasiosphaeriaceae
Exons: 2
Coding region: 1-303 (100 amino acids)
Biological process (GO): proteolysis
Molecular function (GO): serine-type endopeptidase activity
Source: RefSeq, a predicted model, not a curated record
AUGUCGCUGGGCGGGCCGUAUUCGGAGGCGUUCAACACGGCGGUGCACAACGCGUUCGCCAACGGGGUGCUGACGGUGGUGGCCACCGGCAACGACGGAGUCGACGCCAACAUCGACGAGAACUGGAGCGGUCCGGCCGAUUGGCUUUCGGGCCUGGCCAAGGACGCGGCGGCGGGCCGGAAGCAAAGCGAAUUCGCCGAGUCGAUGGGCUGUAACUUGCUAUCGCAAAAGGCCCCUGAUUCUCGCUUCUUCUCGGAUGCCGACGCGUAUGGGGGCGCCUACAUGUGCAGUGACCCUCGCUGA